CGCGUUCGAGGCGGAGCUCGGGGGAGCCUGGCUGGCUGCUGCAGGCGGAGGGCGGGCGGGGAGAGCCGCCCUCCCCUCUUUUCCUCCCGCCGGCCGGCGAGCAGCCCGCAGAGGGACGCGGGCUCGGCGGGCUCCCGCAUAAAAGAUGGCAUUUCAGAAGGCAGUGAAAGGAACUGCUCUCAUUGGAGGAGGUGCCAUAGCAACAGUUUUUGGCCUCUCUCAAUUUUCUCAGUAUAGAAACAAACACGGUGCCUUGGUGCAGGUGCAGGCUGAAGAGGAUGCCCCGGUGAGGAUGGAGCACCUCCCCUCCAGGGAGGAGCAGCUGGCGGCCCUGCAGAGCGGCGCCGAGUUCGAUGUCGUGGUCAUCGGCGGCGGCGCCACGGGCUGCGGCUGCGCCCUGGACGCCGUCACCAGAGGACUAAAAACAGCCCUUCUAGAAAGAGAUGAUUUCUCAUCGGGGACCAGCAGCAGGAGCACUAAAUUGAUCCACGGUGGAGUGAGGUACCUCCAGAAGGCCAUCAUGAAUUUGGAUUUCGAGCAGUACAGGAUGGUGAAGGAGGCUCUGGAGGAGCGUGCUCAGCUGCUGCACAGCGCUCCCCACCUCUCGGCCCCGCUGCCCAUCAUGCUGCCCAUCUACAAGUGGUGGCAGCUGCCGUACUACUGGGUGGGGAUCAAGCUGUACGACCUGGUGGCGGGCAGCCAGUGCCUGAAGAGCAGCUAUGUCCUCACCAAGGCGCGGGCCCUGGAGCUGUUCCCCAUGCUGCGCAGGGACAAGCUGGUGGGAGCCAUUGUCUACUACGAUGGACAGCACAACGACGCGCGCAUGAACCUGGCCAUCGCCCUGACCGCCGCCCGCUACGGCGCUGCCACCGCCAAUUACACCGAGGUGCGGCACCUGCUCAAGAGCACGGACACGGACACGGGCCGGCAGCGCGUCUGCGGGGUGCGCUGCAGGGACGUCAUCACCGGGAAGGAGUUCGAUGUCAGAGCCAAGUGUGUUAUCAAUGCCACGGGACCCUUCACAGACUCGGUGCGCAAAAUGGAUGAUCAGGAGGUGCCCAACAUCUGUCAGCCCAGUGCAGGCGUGCACAUCGUGAUGCCUGGUUAUUACAGCCCUGACAACAUGGGGCUGCUGGACCCGGCCACCAGCGACGGCAGGGUGAUCUUCUUCCUGCCCUGGGAGAAGAUGACCAUCGCAGGGACCACGGACAGCCCCACGGAUGUCACCGCACACCCCAUCCCCACGGAGGAGGACAUCAACUUCAUCCUCAGGGAAGUGCGCAGCUACCUGGGCCCGGAUAUGGAAGUGAGAAGAGGAGACGUGCUGGCAGCCUGGAGUGGCAUCCGUCCCCUGGUCACCAACCCCGACUCCAAGGACACGCAGUCCAUAUCGCGGAACCACGUCGUGACCGUCAGCGACAGCGGCCUCAUCACCAUCGCAGGCGGGAAGUGGACCACGUACCGGGCCAUGGCGCGGGACACCAUCGACACGGCCGUGCGCGAGCACUGCCUCAAGGCGGGCUCCUGCAGGACCAUGGGGCUGCAGCUGGAGGGCGCGCAGGACUGGAGCCCCACGCUCUACAUCAGGCUGGUGCAGGACUAUGGACUGGAAAGUGAGGUGGCUCAGCACCUGGCUUCCACCUACGGGGGCAAGGCUUUUGAGGUGGCCAAAAUCGCCCAGGUGACAGGGAAGAGGUGGCCCAUUGUUGGGAAACGUCUGGUAUCUGAAUUUCCUUACAUUGAAGCUGAGGUGGUGUACGGCGUGAAGGAGUACGCGCGCACCGCCGUGGACAUCAUCUCCCGCCGCACCCGCCUGGCCUUCCUCAACGUGCAGGCUGCCCACGAGGCCCUGCCCCGCAUCGUGGACAUCAUGGCCAAGGAGCUCAACUGGUGCGAGCACAAGAAGAAGGAACAGCUUGAAACGGCUAAAACAUUUCUGUACUAUGAAAUGGGCUACAAAGUGAAAACAGACCAGUUAACAAACACGUCUGAGAUCUGUCUAGUGCCUUCUGAUAUUGAGAGGUACAAGAAGCGGUUCCACAUGUUUGACAAGGACAACAAGGGCUUCAUCACCAUCCUGGACGUGCAGCGUGUGCUGCAGAGCAUCAGCGUGCAGAUCGACGAGAACACCCUGCACGAGAUCCUCAACGAGGUGGACCUCAACAAGAACGGGCAGGUGGAGCUCAACGAGUUCCUGCAGCUGAUGAGCGCCAUCCAGAAGGGCCGCGUGUCGGGGAGCAGGCUGGCCGUGCUGAUGAAGAGCGCCGAGGAGAAGCUGGGCCACCGCCAGGCCAUCCCGGUGGACCGCAGCGGAGGGGGGCUCUGAGCCGGGGCUCCGCAGCGCCCUGGGCUCCCCGCGGCCUGCCCGGCACGGAGCCCAGCCCCUGCGGCUGUCCCAGACACUCCGUGUGCUUGUCCCUGUGCCAAUGGUUCCCUCACUGCCCGGGGUGGGCCCGCAGGAGCUGGGCCGUGCAGGAUGCGGGUCCUGCCCGGUCUGCAUCACCCCCACCUCGGGAGCACUCGGGGUCAGUGGGCCCUGCCCUUGCACCCUCCGAGGUUGAAAACAGCAUCUCAGAGCUGCCUCUGCCUCCUCCCCAGGAGUGCGAGAGGGGAGCUGUCCUGGAGAGGAGACACACUCCAGAGGAGCAAAGGCAGCACUUCCCGGGCUGGGGGUGGUGGAGACCUGUCCUGAGCCUUCUCGGGGUGGUAGGUUUGCCCUGUUACUCCAGUGGUGCCAGUGCUUGGCCACUCAGACAUUCCAGCUGGAAAACAAGGCACCUGGACUAAUCACCCGAGGUAAUAAUGUAGCUGGAAGCUGGGAACAGCUUAGCUUCUCCCUGUUAACACGAAUAAACCGCCUCUAAUAAAUGGCAUUGUCUGCAGGUGGUGCUUUGUGCAGUGAAAGAAAGGCAGAAGGUGCUCUGUGCUAAAAAGUGCUGCAAUUCUGGGGCAGAUCCUGAUGCUGUGUAGGAUGGGGCAGGUUUUGGUAGCACAACAGUCUUAAAUGUUAAUUUUACAAUGCUCGAACACAGUGAAAAAAACAAAGUGUGUGUCUUGCAUCCUACUAACUUUUCUAGAAAAAACAGCUGUAUUUCAGGCAGUUAAAUGAAAAAACCAAAGCAGGGAGCCCUCACUGGAGCUGUUUCCAGCACUGCUGUACCUGCCUGUUGUCCUCCUGCUGCAGGAUUGGGCUGAGAUCAGGUGGGAGGUUUCUGCCUGGUGUAGAACAAAGCAGGGAAACCUGGUUUGCUGCUGGAUUUGGCAUCUGCUGUAUUCCCUGAGUGGAGCAAUUUCCACCUCAAACCAAGCUUCCCAUCCCAGGGGUCAGUUUCUACUGAAGUAAAAUUUGAUGUAUUUAACUGGCAUCACUACGUCCACUGGUGGAAAAUAACAGGGCAGGAGCAAACAGGAAGGAUUCUGUUAUUCUAAAUAGAUCUGUUACUCAGAUAUAUUUAGACAACCUGCCCCUUGGAUAUUUUAAUAGGGAAAAUGGUUCCAGACACAAAUGGAGAUGCUGAGAGUGGUGGGAUGCAGCACAGUGAGUGCAGAUGCUGUGUUUGGCUGCAGAAGCAGAGCCCGUUAAAUAAACAUUCAACAUUCAGGUGUUGAAAAAUAGUAGAUACAAAAGAAAAGGGCAAGGCUCACCUGAAAUGAGUUCCUAAAACAGUUCAGAUGUUUUUUGCAUGUUCAGUUCAUUUUUUGAUGCAGGUGUUGUUCAGGUUCUGGCUUUGUGCUUUGAGUAGGGGCUGAGGAAGGGGGAGUUGGCACAUCUGGCACCACAAGGAUGUUUUAAUGAACAAAGGGGGCUGUUCCUGUGGUCCUGUGGGCUUUUCCUUUUGAGCUGUGUUCCAGAAUGUUCAGGUAAAGGAUGGAAUGUUGGUGUUUCCAAACCCACAGUAACAGGUUUCAUAUAUCCUGCAGGUUGGAGGGAAGUGAAUGUGUAACUCUCAGUAAUUUUGGCUCAGUGAGCGAGGGAAGGGGUUCAGGAUUCUACUGUUAACAAACAUUUAAGGGCGAAGAAAAACAAAAGUCAUGAGACCUUUUCCAGGCCACGUGAAGAAAAAAUACUUCCGAUAUAUUGAACAGCUUUUUGUAAAGAAAAAUAUUUUCACUAUUGAACAGCUUUUGUACAGUUUAAAGAGAAAUUCUCCACUCCUCUCUGACUGGCAUUGUUAAAAUAAUAACCAGAGUUUACCUGGAAAGCAGGAUUUCUGUGUUGUACCCAAAGUAUGCUCUUUGUUCUCUUGUUUUGCUAAUCCUGCAUCUGGAAUGUGACCGUGGGGUUCUCCUGGCCGUGUGUGUCCCUGGGCAUGGGUUUGCUUUGUGUCCCCUCCUGCUCCCCUGCACGGCGCAGCAGUGGCAGGGACAGCUGCAUGUGUUCCCCAGCAGCUGCAGCUGUGCAUGGAAAACUGCAGCGUUAUCCAUCCCCUCCUGUCUGCAGGAAUGUUGGCUUUGCUGUUCGGGUUCUUUAUGUCCGUGUGCUGUGGGAAGAGCUGUACGAUGUCCCUGUCUUGCUGUGCUGGUCUGGGAUGGAAGAGCAGCAAUGGGAAUGUUUUAUUCUUAUUUUGUGAAAUGAAAGAUUGCUGGAUUUUCUGUGGGUAUUUUGUAUUUUAGAUAACCUGCCCCUGUGGGGAGGGGGCAUCCAUGCAGUGUGUGGGUGUGUAUAAAUACGUGUACAGGCACACUGCAGGUUUACACGUGGCACUUGGUCUGUUGUUAGGUUCCUGUUGCAGCCUGGGCUGUUCCAUGCUGUGUUUGAAGCUGGAUGAUCAUUUUUAUAACUGUGUUGGUGUUUUCCUGCCGUUAUUUAUUACCUUUGGUAUCUGGAAUGAGCCGCAUGCGUUUGUUGAGCAAUAAGAGGAUGUAUUUAAUGUGCCUUGUUUUUAACUAAGGACUGAGAGCAUGAAUCAAUAAAACUGGUUAAAAACGCUC
Messenger RNA from Prinia subflava (tawny-flanked prinia), 4932 nucleotides. RefSeq names its product glycerol-3-phosphate dehydrogenase 2 (gene GPD2). Lineage: Eukaryota; Metazoa; Chordata; Aves; Passeriformes; Cisticolidae. Gene Ontology annotation, cellular component: mitochondrion; glycerol-3-phosphate dehydrogenase (FAD) complex. Gene Ontology annotation, biological process: glycerol-3-phosphate metabolic process. The record is from RefSeq and is a predicted model, not a curated record. The transcript has 17 exons. Gene Ontology annotation, molecular function: glycerol-3-phosphate dehydrogenase (quinone) activity; calcium ion binding. Bases 146 to 2326 code for a protein of 726 amino acids.